CUCGCUGGCUCACGGCCAGUGCUUUCGCUUUCCUGUCUGCAUCGCGCUGCGGUAUUUUCCUUGUCGCGUCGUUAUGCGCAUACUCGAGUCGACUUCCAAAGCCGGCGGUGCAACGUUAUUCGUUUAUAAUCUGUUUAUAAUUGUACCGAUUCAAACUGUCGAAUAGUCAAUGCAAAUAUAUACUUCGUUCGCGCAUAUCGCAGUAACAAUAAACAACUGACACGUAAGAUUCACCACUGUCGAGCUGACGAAUAUACCAAAGGAUUAUAUAUUUAUCGAGGGCCGCCUUUCCAGACACAGAGCUCCAAAAUACACGCAUAUAAGACACCACCUCCAGCCUCGCUGUGCUUCCCAUCACCACCUCGCCGCGCGCGCGAUAUUUCAAGGUUUCGCCUCAACUUAUUUAGACAGCGGAGUACAGCAGAGCAGCAGCCACUGCUUUCGUAGAGGAGGUCGUCGUACCCAUCACACGCACACACGUGUGCGAGCGCAUAGGCACACGAGGCUCCCGAUUAAGUGCGCCGCUAUACUGCUUAGCUGACCGUGGCGAACCGACCGGGAGGUGGUUUACCCGGAGACAGAAGAACGACUGUGCGCGCGCGUGUGUGUGUGUGUGUGUGUGUGUGUAUGUCGAGACGGCAGCUGCAGCGGUGGCUCGAAAAUAGCCUCGAGGAGGGCAACCCCAUGCCGAGGAGCGCUCGGCGACCCCUGGCCAACUCAUACCGCCUACUCCGCCGCGAUGAGUCCGUUUCUCUUUCUUUCUUCUUCUGCCUAUACGUGUACUGGACUGGAUUUUUCAUCUUCUGUAUGUCGAUUUACACAUUAAGUUAUAUGGAUUAAUUGUCAUGGACAAAAUUCACGCGAACGCAAUUUAUACGCUUUUGUACGUCACGAGGAAUAUGUGCUUGAACAAGUGUUCGAGCAGUUAAAUUUUUUGCGAAACAUGAUGUAUGCCUCUUGAGAGUCACGAUCUAGAGUUAUGAAGGUGACCUGCGUGAAUAAUGCUUAAACCGAAAAUAUAUAAUUAAAGUUAGUGGUUAAAAUUGGGAUUGAGGAGCCAAACAGGCACCUUAUGUAUUAUAUUAUGCAGUCAAUCUUGAAUAAACAAUUCGAGCGCAAUCGGAUCACUGUCGCGUUAGCCCCUGCCAUACGAUAUAUAGAUUUAAAUAGAAAAAUCGCGAAAAAUCGUUACGUAAGAAUAUAUGUUGUUCGUCAUCGCGCAGUCGUAUUGUAAAUUAGCACUAUACAUAAAAGUUUCGGGGUCACGAUGCACUCUGGUUAAAAAGGGGAAAAAUCGCGAACUUCUCAUGCACUACAAGUCUAUGUUGUUGAGUAAAAAGUACAAACUGUUGGCGAGUCACGUUCAGCAUGUUAUCCAUCAAGCAACUUUUCGUCCUGAGCCUGAUCCUCGGCGCUCAAGGUUUAGCAUUAGCUGCUAACGAUUUCAUCGACGCCACGUCCGACAUGCUGUUCUUCUACCCGGCACCUCCUCUAGUCUUCAUCAAAGCGAUUCAAAUAUGGCAGCAAUUCAAGAAAGUUAGCCAGCUGUGGAACAGCGGUAGUCCCUCGGACGGCAAGAAAAUGGACAAAAUCUUGAGCGGAAUGGAAAAAUUGUCGAUGGACGUGUACGAGAUCCAGGAGUCGAUACAGCACCAGCUGAUGACUCUGCUGCCGAAGCGACGGCUCGCAGAAGCACGAGAACGAGACCAUACGAAAGUUCUACGACGUCCUGGUCGAUCCCAGUGAAAUUUUAAUGCGCGCACAGCUUGCCGAAAUCUACAGGUUGGUCGUGAAGGUCGACUCUGGCGCGGACGUCGUUGCGACCCUCGCUGACUACAAACAGAGUGAAAGCUUGCGCUGCAAGAGGGAGCAAUCGUCGUUGCAGUUGAUCAACAAUCUUUACAACAAUAUCAUUCUUGCCGAAGUGAAGGGAAUCGUUAUGAUCCAUAUUAUGCCUAUAAUUUACAUCGGCAGAUCAAUGACACGCAUUCGUUCAGAACGGAACUGAAGGAAUACAUCGUCGAUGCCUGGGAAAGGGUUUCUCUGCUCAUACCGAAAUUCAAGAGCUACAUGGAGGUCGCCGAUCGUGACAUCUGGAAGUGUGAUCCGGAUCAUCACAUAGCGAGUAAUAAAAUUGGAUCGGUGAAUUGGAAUUGCUAAACAUUUUGGAUCAUUACUUUUUAGAUUGAAC
Molecule: messenger RNA, 2191 nt
Organism: Nasonia vitripennis (jewel wasp)
Lineage: Eukaryota; Metazoa; Arthropoda; Insecta; Hymenoptera; Pteromalidae
Exons: 4
Coding region: 1369-1746 (125 amino acids)
Source: RefSeq, a predicted model, not a curated record